Cylicocyclus nassatus is the source of this 364-nucleotide messenger RNA. The record is from the annotation of a GenBank genome assembly. Lineage: Eukaryota; Metazoa; Nematoda; Chromadorea; Rhabditida; Strongylidae.
AUGGCUGGCGCUGAGGUUCAAAGAAAUGAACUCAUCAAAAAUAAGCAGCCUGUGUUUUAUAGCUCUUCUGAUUGUGCUAAUCUGCAUCGAAGCUCGUCCCUAUCCUCAUGGAACAGGAUGCAUGGACGGCGGUGGAUAUUUCGGGCGCUAAAAGUUUUUUUUUAUACGAUAAUCAAAUUUUUCAGCAAAUGCAAGUUAAAAAAAAUGUCGCUGUCGCCGUGUGCUCUCUUCAAAAAAUUUCUGCGAAAGCAACACCUCAGCUACUUCAACCAGAUUUUCUACGUCUCCAGAAAAGAUUUGCCAAUUCAUUGAAGAGAACGUGGCUUAUAACAAAACACCGUCAAUAAAGUGCAAGUUACUGUUC